GUCACAUCGCUUCCUCAUUAAUGGUGUCGUUUGUUAUUGAAGUCGAGCUACUUUUAAGUGUCCGACAUCAAAGUUUGAUAAAGUUAACGAACAAAAACAGAAAUUCAGUCAGAGGUUUUUACACUGCGAAUUCAACAAAAAGGAAUGUGAUAGUUCGAUUCCUCUGUGAGCAGCUUCACAGAUGCAUAGAUAAAAUGUCAGGAGCCCACGAGCAAAGCAGGAAGCGUCACCCCCCAAAAAUGUUUUUGGUAUCGACCGACAUAAAGAUCCAAGACCAACUGGAAGGAAUCAUUCGACUGCAGCGGGGGAGCAUCUGCCAGGAGCAGGACAGGGGCAGAGGAGACCAGCUGUGGGUCAAGGUGUUGGACACCGGUAAUGUGGUCAAAAUAGAGAAGAGGUUCCUGCUUGAAAUUCCAGCUGACCUCCCUGGCUUUUUGGAGCCUGUACCUGAUCCAGAGGCCCGUCUGAAACUUCUCAUUAAUGUUGGGAAGCUGCAGCAGUUGGCUUCUUUGCCUGUAGGAACUCCAUUGUGGGUCCAAAUGGGUCAACAGGACGAGCUGGCAGAGGCAGAGCUGCGAUACGUCGGGCCGCUGAGUAAAGGGAGCAGCGCUGUGUUCUUUGGAGCACAACUAAUGGGUUCAGCCGUUGGUAAAGGCCUGACUAACGGUUCCUAUAAGGGCCACCAGUUCUUCAUCUGCCCCGAAGCCUCCGCCCUCUUUCUCCCUAUAACUCAUAUCAGGGUCCGUCGCUGGUCCCGCAGCAAUAUCACCGAAGGGCAGGAGCGAUCCCGCGAUCGGGAACGAGACAAUCCUCGCAGUAGCGUUCACCCCAGCAAUGGGCACCACCAAAGCAGCGACAACCACUUGCAUCAUCAGCGUCCUCACACUAGUGUUCGUCACCAUCUACACAUCGGCCACGCUCACACGCAAGGUGUCGCCGUUCUGCCUCGAACCACAGACUCCGUCCCAGCCGAGAACGAGGUUCGCGGUCCUGCUUCGCUCCCUCCCUUCCAUGUUGGCCAGCGGGUGUGUUUCCCUCUGGAGGAUUCUGUUCAAGGCGGGGAAGUUCGGUUCUGCGGUCUGCUGCCGGGCCGAGCCUCGUCAGGGGUGUACGUCGGCGUUCUGCUGGACGCUCCUCUUGGGAAUUGGGACGGUGUCUAUAGGGGAGAAAAGUUGUGCACCAUUCCUUCUGCUCAGUACGGACAACUGCUGCCGGCCAGCACCGUGUCUCCAGAACCGAAAUCUCAUCACCGCGUUUUCAAAUCCAUCCUGAAGCCCACACUUCAUCCUGUCACUAAAUCAAGCCCUUCUUCACCACCCGCCCCCAGACUCAAAGUUGCUCUGCUCCCGCCUCAGCUGCUCACUGCCAAGCAUGCGCUUAAAGCCCCCCCGCUGCCUCCGCCAAAGCCCAACCACAAACCUCCUCCUCUCCCGCCUCCCAAACCCCUGAGCCCCUCACUGCCGCCUGCCACAGACUAUUUGCAGCACGCCAACGGCACACACGACCGCCCUUCGCCCGAGAGGUCGCCAGGCAUCAGUGAGGCUGUGGAGCAGAAUGAGGAGGUGAUACUGGAGAGUGAGCUGGAGGUGGGAUCCAUGGUGGAAGUGAAUGACCCGCCCCUUUACGGGGUGAUUCGCUGGAUCGGACAGCUGGACGGGGUUUCAGAGCCUGUGGCAGGAAUUGAACUGGACCAGGAGGUGUCUGCUGGAACAGAUGGCAGUUACCUCGGCGAGCGGCACUUCCGCUGCUCCGCCAACAAGGGGCUGUUUGUCAAGCUUCGCAAGUGCAGGCGGGACUCCAGGUUCCCUGCGCCGGAGACGCCUGUCAAUCAAGUAGAACGCUGCAACUCAAUAGCGUUUGCAGAUUGGGGCAGUGAGCGAGUGGACGAGCCAACGCCUCCUCUGGAGGGCACCGAGGCCAUAGAGCUCUACCACGGCUAUAAGAGAGGCAUCCAAGGUCACCUCAACUCCUGCUACCUGGACGCUACACUGUUCAGUCUGUUCUCCUGCUGCAGCUCAGCAGACUGGGUUUUGUUCUGGCCCUCGGACCCUCAGAAUGACCAUCAGGCCAGUCACGCUCAGGACCUGCUCCGCUGCGAGAUCGUCAACCCACUGCGCAGGUUUGGUUACGUUUGUGCGAGUAAGACGAUGGGUUUGAGGCGGCUGCUGGAAGCCGAGAACACUGACGCAGGCUUCACCAACCAGGAGAAAGACCCAGAAGAGUUCCUCAACAAGCUUUUCCAGCUUCUCCGAGUUGAGCCGCUCCUCCAGAUCAGGUCGAUGACUCAGCAGCCUCAGAAGUGUCACCUCUACCAGCUGUUCCCACCUUCUCUCCCUCCAUCUCCCUCCUCACCCCCCUCCCCACUUGAAUCCCCCAUCCCGCUGUCCUCGCCGUUAUCCGGGCAGAUGAGAGUCGCCAGUGUCCAGGGCUUGCUGGAGUCGUCCUUCCUACAUGCUGGGCUGAAGUUUGUGGAGGCUCCCUCCUGCCUCUUGCUGCUUAUGCCCCGCUUUGGGAAGGACUUCAAAAUGUUUGAUGCCAUUGUGCCCACGCUCAGUCUGGACAUCACAGACCUGCUGGAUGACACUCUGAGGCAGUGCAGUAUCUGUCAGGGCGUAGCCGAGUGGGAGUGUCUCCAGUGUUAUGAAGAUAUGGACAUCACGCCUGGUCGUCUUAAGCAGUACUGUCAGACCUGCAGUACUCAGGUUCACUCUCACAGGAAUCGAGCUUCACAUAGUCCGGUAAAGAUGGCUGUUCCUGAGGGAACGUGGUCUGGUCCUUUGCACUGUACCCGCCAGCGGAUGUCCCUCUUCGCUGUGACAUGCAUCGAGACAAGUCACUAUGUGAGCUUCGUCAAACAUGGGAGCAGCCCGUCCGACUGGCUGUUUUUUGACAGCAUGGCCGACCGGGAAGGUGGCGAGAACGGCUUCAACAUUCCACAGGUGAAGGCGUGUCCUGAGGUGGGACGCUACCUCAGCCUGUCAGAGGAGGAACUUGGCCGAGUGGACCCCGCCUCCUUAAAGGAGAUCACCCGCCGUCUGCUUUGUGACUCUUACAUGUGUCUGUACCACAGUCCUGAGCUCAGCCUCUACAAAUAGCAGACUUCAUGGACCCAGAACCUGCGCACGGCCCUGAGUCCAAGCAGUCACCCAUCCAACAUGUUAUCAGGACCACAGUCUGCUGGAGCUGUCAUGUGACAGGUGGCGCUUUUGCCCCCCCCCCCCCAAAAAAAACGAAAAAGAAAUUAGAGCCAGUACGUCAGCAGUCACAAUACUGACUUUGAUCUGUGUGUGAUCUAUGUGAUGUCAUAAAGCAAACUGUAGAAUUACUAAAAUAAGUUAAAGAAAAUGAUCAAAUGAGAUACUGAGUCCAAUCCGAGGACGUGUCACUGUUUCCAGACAAUCAGCGCCAAAGUUAGGAGGCAUCGUCUCCAGGACGAAAUGAUCUACACAUUCUCCACUGUGCCUAAUCAGCUGACGUUUCAGAGCCUGAUGUUGAAGACUUCUUUAAGAAGUAAUGGUCACAAAAAAAAAGCCUGCAGACAUCCAGGGUUGAGCUAAAGUAUCAUUUGAUGUUU
This is a messenger RNA of Thalassophryne amazonica, 3574 nucleotides long. It is a transcript of the gene cyld3, whose product is annotated as ubiquitin carboxyl-terminal hydrolase CYLD. The record is from RefSeq and is a predicted model, not a curated record. The transcript has 17 exons. Gene Ontology annotation, cellular component: cytosol. Gene Ontology annotation, molecular function: cysteine-type deubiquitinase activity; K63-linked deubiquitinase activity. Gene Ontology annotation, biological process: regulation of mitotic cell cycle; positive regulation of extrinsic apoptotic signaling pathway; regulation of intrinsic apoptotic signaling pathway. Bases 21 to 3095 code for a protein of 1024 amino acids. NCBI's taxonomy places the organism in Eukaryota, Metazoa, Chordata, Actinopteri, Batrachoidiformes, Batrachoididae.